UUUCGCUAUGAAGAAAAAAAAUAUAUAUGGGUGAUUCAUUAAGGUAUUAUUGCUCUGGUAAUAUAAAUUCUACGUGUUUAAAGGAAUUUCCCUCUUGCAGGGAGGCUUGUGAAGAGUAUGCAGCAGAGAUGGAAAAACUAGCUUACAAAUUACUAGAACUCAUUGCCUUGAGCUUAGGCUUGCCAAGAACUCGACUGAAUGGCUUCUUCAAGGAGCAUACUAGCUUUAUCAGGCUCAAUCACUAUCCGGUAUGUCCCGUCCCUGAAUUAGUACUCGGUGUUGGUCGACACAAGGAUGCCGGCGCCUUGACCAUUCUUGCUCAAGAUGAUGUUGGAGGACUUGAAGUGAAGAGGAAAACAGAUGGAGAGUGGGUUUUUGUCAAACCUACUCCCAAUGCUUAUAUCAUCAAUGUUGGUGAUAUUAUCCAGGUAUGGAGCAACGAUAAGUACGAAAGUGUGGAACACAGAGUGAUGGUGAAUUCCAAGAAGCAAAGAUUUUCGAUUCCGUUCUUCUUGAAUCCUGCACAUUUCACUUGGGUCGAACCUCUGGAAGAGCUCACAAACAAAGAAAACCCCAACUACAAGGCCUAUAAUUGGGGAAAGUUUUUUGUGACCAGAAAGCUCAGUAAUUUCAAGAAACUUGAUGUCGAAAACAUUCAAAUUUAUCAUUUCAGGAUAUAGACUUCUGAGGGAAGUUACUUCUGUUCAUGUACCCGUAUGAAUAUAUCUAUGUAAUAUGUGCUUAUGAGUUACAAAUACAGCUUUCGCUGGCUUUUGUUAACUUUGUUCUGUAAAUAAAUAAAAAAUUUCUGAAUCCUGGUAUGAUCA
Molecule: messenger RNA, 827 nt
Organism: Olea europaea var. sylvestris
Lineage: Eukaryota; Viridiplantae; Streptophyta; Magnoliopsida; Lamiales; Oleaceae
Product: protein DMR6-LIKE OXYGENASE 2-like
Exons: 2
Coding region: 27-680 (217 amino acids)
Source: RefSeq, a predicted model, not a curated record